AUGUCAUUUCUCCGAUCAGAGGAAUUCGAGCCAACAACAUUCAUUGAACUGCCGCCAUUUACUACCCCAUUGCAACCAAACCCCGUGGUUCUACUUGCAAUUUUGGCACUUUGUGCUCGGUUGCACAAGGCACUUCCAGACGCACUCAAUGCCUCGCUUGAGUUUGGGUGGCAUGCACGAAGGUUGGUACUGGAGGAAUUCGAUAAUCCCACUCUUGCAAACGUGCAGGCAUUGUGCGUACUCAGUAGUCACGAAUGGGGCGAGGGUAAUGCGUCUAGAAGCUACAUGUACGUUGGUUUGGCAGCAAGGAUGGCUAUGAUUCUAGGGCUAAACCAGGAACCAAUAGGAACGAACCCAUUGGAAAAUGAGGUGAGGAGAAGAGCCAUUUGGGGGGUGUAUAUGAUGGACAGAUGCAAUUCAAGUGGACGGAAGGGACAUUCUUGUAUCAGCUUAUUUGAUAUUCACGUGAGACUUCCAGACCACGAGAGGAACUUUAUAUUUGGCGAGCUCCAGACUCAAUACUUUCGAAACGAUAUUGACAAGUUGGAAACUGACAGGACAAAGAUUUCUUGCAACGGAUUCAUGAUUUAUUUGUUUGAAAUUUGGAGGGAGAUAGGAACAUGGGUUGGUGUAACUGGUUCAAAGCUGGAGCCGUUGGCGCCUUGGGACCUGCAGUCUCCAUUUUAUAAAUUGUCAAAAAGAUUAGACCAUUUUGAAGAACAACUACCGGCGGCACUCCACUUUUCACAUCUCGAGGAGCACAUCAGUUAUGGAUCAGCAGCAGACUUUGCCUAUUUCCAUGGACUAUUUUUCCUUUGCAGGAUUUUCUUAAACCGGGAGUACUUUUAUGCCCUGCCAGAUAUUGGACCACCAGGUUGGUGGAAUGCCCUCACUGCUCAACUAUUUGAUACUUUGGAUAAGUUAGACCUGAUUACAAAAAGACUAAAGCCAAUGAAUUUGAUGGUUAUAGCUCCCUUUACUGGAUUCCAAGUGUUUACCGCUGGCGCAACCAGCUUGUACAUUGCGGCCUACCCAGCCAAAGUAUUAAAACAACAUUUCCCAAACCAGCCAACACAAAGGUUCAAAGCAUUGGCAAAGGACUGUUUAACCGAGUUGAAUAGUUGGCGACAAUCAUGGGGCUUGGGCAAAAACUGGAUUGAAACUUUGCACAAGUUGCAGGAGAUGUUUUCGGAAAUGGCUGAUUUGCAAGCCGAUGAAAUACGGCAUAGAGACUACAAAGGAGGAUGA
Lodderomyces theae is the source of this 1248-nucleotide messenger RNA. It is a transcript of the gene ZCF38, whose product is annotated as Zcf38p. Bases 1 to 1248 code for a protein of 415 amino acids. Gene Ontology annotation, biological process: DNA-templated transcription. The transcript has 2 exons. Lineage: Eukaryota; Fungi; Ascomycota; Pichiomycetes; Serinales; Debaryomycetaceae. Gene Ontology annotation, cellular component: nucleus. Gene Ontology annotation, molecular function: DNA binding; zinc ion binding. The record is from RefSeq and is a predicted model, not a curated record.